Molecule: messenger RNA, 1167 nt
Organism: Lasiodiplodia theobromae
Lineage: Eukaryota; Fungi; Ascomycota; Dothideomycetes; Botryosphaeriales; Botryosphaeriaceae
Product: Ribosomal protein s17 protein
Exons: 3
Coding region: 1-1167 (388 amino acids)
Source: RefSeq, a predicted model, not a curated record
AUGCGUUUCUCCGAGCUCGCCCUCAUCAUUGCCUUCCUAGGCUUCACAAACGUCCGCCUCGUCCACGCCCAGGGCGGUUUCGGCGGCGGUGGUUUCGGCGGUGGCGGCUUUGGUGGUGGUUUCGGUGGUAAUGGAUUCGGAGGUAACAACAAUAACAACAACAACAACGGCGGCAACAACGGCGGGAACAACAACAACAAUAAUAACAACAACAACAACAACAACAACAACAACGGAGGCAACAAUGGAGGCAACAACAACGCCCUUGCUCUGGACCAGAACAACGUUCAAGAUGCCUCUCAGUCCACCGGCCAGGAUGGCAACGCCGAAGCGGGUCAAGCCGACUCCGCCACGGAUGACGCCAACUUCAUCAACUUCUGUUCCGGCGAGACUCUAACCAACGGCCAACAGGUCCAAAGUGGCUCUUGUAACGGCAUCGUCAUGGGCAAGAUCCCCGCGCAGAACCAGAUGGUUUCCUCCAUAAUCGUCUCCCCCCAGCCGAACGAGGACAUUGAGGAAAACCAGGACUUCGACAUUCAGGUGCAGACGGCUAACCUUGCUGCCGGCUCUUUCACGAACCCGGACAAUACCUACUACGCAGCCCCCCAGGAUCUCGACGGCAGCGGCAUUGUUAUCGGCCACACCCACGUCACCGUCCAGGAUAUGGGCGGCAGCAUGACGCCGACCCAGGCACUCGACGCCUCGCAGUUUGCCUUCUUCAAGGGUAUCAACGACGACGGUAACGGCCAAGGUCUGCUCUCUGCUACUGUUACCGGCGGUCUGCCCGCUGGUGUCUACCGUGUUUGCACCAUGAGCUCCGCGUCCAACCACCAGCCCGUCCUCAUGCCCGUCGCUCAGCGCGGCGCCCAGGAUGACUGCACCAAGUUCACCGUUGGCCAGGGCAACAACGGCGGCAACAACAAUAACAACAACGGCGGCAACAACAACAACAACGGUGGCAACAACAAUAACAACAACAACAACAACGGCGGCGGCAACAACGGCGGCAACAACGGUGGCAACAACGGUGGCAACAACGGUGGCUUCGGUGGCUUUGGCGGCGGCGGCUUCGGGUCUGGCAAGGGGGUCUCUGGCGGCGGAUUUGGCGGAUUCGGUGGAUUCGGCCGCCGCACCAAGAAGUUCUCCGAGCGUGCAUUCAUCGCUUAG